Messenger RNA from Guyanagaster necrorhizus, 1281 nucleotides. Its product is annotated as NAD-dependent formate dehydrogenase. The record is from RefSeq and is a predicted model, not a curated record. The transcript is spliced from 13 exons. NCBI's taxonomy places the organism in Eukaryota, Fungi, Basidiomycota, Agaricomycetes, Agaricales, Physalacriaceae. The coding region runs from base 22 to 1098 and encodes 358 amino acids. Gene Ontology annotation, cellular component: cytosol. Gene Ontology annotation, molecular function: NAD binding; formate dehydrogenase (NAD+) activity; oxidoreductase activity, acting on the CH-OH group of donors, NAD or NADP as acceptor.
UCCCAUACCAUCCAAUUCGUUAUGAAGGUUCUUGCCAUCUUGUACCACGGUUAUGCCGCAGCUGAGGCCGAAAGCCGCCUGUUGGGCACCGUCGAGAACAAGCUCGGACUUGAAGAGUGGUUGACGUCCCAGGGUCAUGAGUUUAUUGUCUCGAGCAGCAAAGAAGGUCCCGAUAGCGACUUCCAGAAACAUAUCGUAGAUGCCGAAGUCUUGAUUACUACACCAUUCCACCCGGGAUAUCUUACCAGGGAUCUGAUCGAAAAGGCUAAGAACCUCAAGAUCUGCGUCACUGCCGGUGUUGGCUCUGACCAUAUUGAUCUUAACGCUGCGGUUGACCACAAGAUUCAAGUUUUAGAAGUGUCUGGAUCCAAUGUGGUGUCAGUAGCAGAGCAUGUUAUCAUGAGCAUUCUUCUACUCGUUCGCAACUUCGUACCCGCUCAUGAAAUGAUCGAACGCGGGGACUGGCAAGUGUCUGAUAUCGCCCGGAACGCCUUCGACCUGGAAGGAAAAAUCGUAGGCACUAUCGGUGCCGGAAGAAUCGGUUACAGGGUCCUUCAAAGGCUUGUCCCCUUCGACACUAAAGAGCUAUUGUACUAUGACUAUGCUCCCCUCCCGGCUGCUGCUGCUGAAAAAGUCAAAGCCCGCCGUGUCGAAGAUUUGAAGGAAUUCGUUUCCCAGUGCGAUGUCAUUACUGUCAACUGUCCUCUUCACGAGGGCACUAGGGGUCUGGUUAACGGCGAUUUGUUGAGCCAUUUCAAGGACGGCGCUUGGCUGGUCAACACCGCGCGCGGUGCUAUUUGUGACAAGGAUGCCGUCGCAAAAGCAUUGAAGAGCGGCAAGCUUAGUGGCUACUCCGGUGAUGUCUGGAAUGUCCAGCCGGCCCCCAAGGAUCACGUCUGGCGUACCAUGAAGAACCACUUGGGAGGCGGAAACGGCAUGGUUCCCCACUAUUCUGGUACUACUCUCGACGCUCAAGCUCGCUAUGCUUUGGGAACGCGGAACAUCUUAGAAAACUACUUCACCAAUAAGCCACAGGAUCCCCAAAAUAUCAUCGUCGGGCUCGGGAAAUAUGAGACCAAGGCCUAUGGACAGCGUUAGUCUGUUCUGGUGCAAUUCUUUCCGCGAAAACCCAUGUACUUCUGUUGACCAAUCCGCCUUGUAUUGACCCAUCACAGAAAAUGACAAACUAAGUUUCAUGAAAUGCAUGUUAGAAUACAGUGAGCUAUAUAUGCAAGUACAAGCCAGAUACUGUAAAUGAGUAGCAAAUAAGUUAAACAAGGA